Messenger RNA from Phalacrocorax carbo (great cormorant), 1120 nucleotides. NCBI's taxonomy places the organism in Eukaryota, Metazoa, Chordata, Aves, Suliformes, Phalacrocoracidae. The record is from RefSeq and is a predicted model, not a curated record.
CAAGCACAAAGACAUGCAAAGAGGAAGAGUUUGGGGAGAAGAAAGUUACGCACAUAUAUCAACACCCAGAAGCCACAAGCUUGACCCUGGCCACCGCCUCUUCCCCAGCUCCUUGUGGGACCAUGAGGACCUGGCAGGACAUUUUUGCAGCGAAGGUUGAAGACAUGCACUUAACAGAGCCAUGGACUCUUCAGGGGGAUGAUAGCCUGCAGGUGCACGUCCUCAAGCCUGGCUGGAAGGAGUUUGUGCAGCACCGUGUGCUUGGGAGGUUUCGGUGCUCCCAGUGCUUUCAUGAGUGGUCUUCGGCCAAAGCGCACAUCCUCUUCCACAUGGGCCGGUGCUGGGGCCAGGGCAUGGUACGGAUGCGAGCCUUUCGCCAGGCAUGCAGGCGGUGCCCCAACUCCCGGCUGGAGGAGCCUGAAUUCAGCCAGGAGACCAUGGAGACACUUUCGCACAACCUGGUGCUAAAGAUCCUCAAGUACUUCUAUCGCCUGCCCAUUCAGCCCUCCAACCUCCUGGAAGUUGUCGUGGACGCGGUGGUGGUGGGGCCGCAUGACAGCACCCGCUGUGAGGGCUGCCAGCUUGGUAUUUGCAGCAAGUCAAGGCUGCUGCUGGCGCAGGAUGCCUGUGGGCCCUUGAUGGAUACAAAUGAGGCCAAGACCCAUCACAGCCUGAAACACCAGGUCAUGAAGCCCCACGCAACCCCAACCCACCACUCCUCACCCUUCAUAAGCAACUUCCCCUGGAAAUGGUGCUGCUGCAUUGGCAGCUCUUUGCUCUGUGUUUUGGCAGUGCUCCUCUUCAUCCUGCUUUAUUUCACCAAGAAUUAGUGGGAGCUGGGGCUCACAAAGAGGAAUAGGGAUGAUGGCUGGAGGGGCUGAUGGAGCACCUUGAAAAUUGAGUGCCCAAGGUCAGCCUUCGCUUGUGGCAUGGCAAGGCUUCCCCGGCUCAUGGGGGGACAGGGACACAUUGGGGUGCCUCAGCCAGGCACCUCAUUCCACAACCUCAGUGAGCCUGGUGGGUCUGAUGGUUUCUUGUGGGACAUAUUCUCAUGAGGACAACCCUCAUCUGCCCCUUGCAAAGGUUGAGUGUACUUGCAAGAAUAAAACAAGCCCUUUCU